UGUAACGUGGUGCUACAACCACCGUCACCUUUGACGUACUGUCAGAAGUCCGACUCGUUUUCAAAAAACCCUCCAUCAAAAUUCUCAGCGCGAUACAAAAAUGUUGUGAGUUCUCGCAGAAGCGUGUACGGGUGGUGUUCGAAAUGCACUUCGAAAGCGUUAAAAAUGUGCUACACGUAGAAUCAUCGGUGUUUUGAAAAAUGGCUUGUGCAACGAACACCAGAAGGAAUGAGGUGAAGAAUGAUACGCUGCCCCAUUGGGCUCUGGCGAGGGAAGGGAUCAAACUUAUCAUUAACAAUAACUGCGCUGAAGCGGAACAGUUAUUUUUGGAACACCCUGAUAGUUUAGCUAUGUAUUCUGGAUACUCUUUUGCUGUGAUGAUGGAUGCUUUAAUGAGUUACGAAGAAGAAAAAUUAAACAAAGCUAUCCAAGUGCUAAGAGAUUUGGAAAAAAGAUGUGCUUCUGAAACAGGCUGGCUUAGACAAGUCACUCAACGAGUAUUUUCCUUCACACAGGUGGACGCAAAAUCUGAACAAUCUUUAGCCGAUCAACUGGAAACUCAGAUCAUCCUAGCCGAUUCUCAGGUUUGCAUCGCCAUCUUGACCUUUCUGCAGCAAGAACUAUCUGCAUACUUAAAAGGAGGCUGGGCGCUUAGGAAAGCAUGGAAGGUCUACCAGAAGGUCUACAAGGACAUCUUGAACUUGUACAACGAGAAGAUCGGAGAACUGCAACUACCAGAUCCCUCCCAGAACCCGAGUCCGUCUCCAACAGAGCUCCAGAACAGCGUAGAAGAGGAUCGAGCCGCCUUAUCAGACUGGGACAUCCCCGACCUAAAAAUCGGAAAAAACGGGUACUCCCAAAACCAUUCCUCUUCUCCUCGCUUCCCUCACUCAAAAUCUGCUAACCUCGAACCCUCAAAAAAUCCUCCUAGUGCCUCAAAUACCUCCUCGACAUCGUCCGGCUUGAGGAAAUCUCAGUCUGUCUGCAACGCGUUGACAAACAGGCAAAACUUUUGGAGCGCUAGGAUGGACUCGAUUUCUAGAUCGACGUCUAUGUCUUUCUACAACAUUUCUUCGAUACUUUCUUCUCAAGAUUAUACGAACGCAAAGAUCGACAAGGAGACGUUGAAACGUCUCAUGGGUGCUGUGUCUUUCGGGUACGGUCUCUUCCAGCUGGGAAUCUCGUUACUGCCGCCAUCUUUGAUCAGGUUGAUCAGCAUUUUAGGCUUCAAUACAAAUCGACAAAACGGAAUUGCUUGCCUUAUGUACGCCAGAUUGGGCACUGAUAUGAGAGCGCCCCUUGCAACCUUAUCUUUACUAUGGUACCAUACGAUAGUCAGGCCGUUCUAUGCGAUAGACGGGACAAAUGUUCAGGCCGGUGUGGAAUGUUCUGAGCGAUUACUGAAAGAAUCCGAGGCAGAAUUCUCACAGUCUGCACUGUUUUUAUUCUUCACGGGUAGAGUCUGUAGAUUAAACAUCUCAAACCUUGGAUUGAGGAUGGCUUACUAUGAUGUCGUUGGUUGUCCCAACCAUACUGAUGAGUUGCCAAAAACCACGAAACAGCUAUCCAUGGUUGGCUGUCUGUGGUCGGAAGGACGGAAACAGCAUGUUCAGUUCUUCAUUAAUGGCGAGUAUAGGCCACAAGAAUCGUCAGAGUCUAGCGGUCACAGUGUCCGACAUAAAAGGCGCUCUAAAAUCGUACCAGCAAGCUGUGCAGAACUCCACACAACGAGAAAUAAAAAUCCUUUGCACUCACGAAGUAGGCUGGUGCCACUUGAUUGAAUUGGACUAUCCGAAGGCGGGCAACAGCUUUGCGUUGCUCAAAUGUUCCAGCCGAUGGUCCAGAUCCUUCUAUAACUACUUGGCGGCUAUUUGCGCAGGGGCAUGCGAGGACAAGGAGCAGUUCCAACUUUUCAAGGACAUUUCUCAGAUGACACUCAUCAUGCCAAAAGGGACACAACUGGACGAAUUUCUAGCUAGAAGGGCUAAAAGAUGUCCUGCUACCAUCGAAACAGUUAUAGCGAAAAAACCCGUUUAUUGGCGCCUGUUGGUUUUUGAAAUGUUGUACUUGUGGAACGCCAUACCUAGUUGCAAUAACGAGAACAUUUCUACUAUUAUCACAGAAUGUAAAAAUGGGCAAUCAGAAGAAGACGAACCUAUGAUCGGCCUUUCUAAGCUGAUCUUGGGAGGAGCACUGUGCGUUCAGCGGCACUACGAUCAGGCAGAAGAAUGCUUCAAGAAGUGCCUCGAAUUAAGAAAGGACAUUCCGACAAACGCCGAUGACAGUCACGUAUCAGCGUUUUGCCUCUACGAACUUGGCCUGCUAUUGCUCAAAAAAGAACAGACGCAGGAAGAAGGCAAAAAUUAUCUUCGUCAGAUAAGCCAAUACAGCCACUAUGAUUUCGAACAGAAGCUGAAUGUUAGAGUACAUUCUUUACUUAAGCAAGCUUAGACCAAUGUUGACAAUAUAUUACAAAUUAUAUUCUAAUAGAAUUUGAAGAUAUGUAAGCUAGAUCUAUUUUAUUAGGCACAAGAUCGACAGAAAAGAUAUUUUGGAAAGGAAAAAGCAUAUAGGGACACCUAAAAGAUGUUACUUUAGGAUUACAGUACUUUUGAAGUAGAAUUAAUGUUCUCUCAAAGUCUCGAUAACGUACUGCCACAUUUCUCGAAAACAGAUUGAGUUUUGGUACACGCAAACGUCACAUUAACAUGUAAAAAAUUGUUUCCUAAAGCAUCAUGGGAUCUUAAAUUUUCACGACAACGUCCUGUAAUACAUUUCAAUUUUGUUACUGAUUAAAUUACGUCACGGUAAGUUUUUUACUUUAUGGAAACUGUGAGAGGACCUUUGCCUUUGAGUAUUUUCUCAUCAUCAAUUAAUGUAUAUAUUUCACAAACGUUGAUGUGAUAUUUUUUAUGAUUUUAUAUAUCCGUCCAUUUUAUUUGAAGAUUAUUUGAACAUUUUGUAAUUUAUAUUGAUCAAUAAAGUUCAUUGGCGACUAGAUUUUUACAAUUUUUUUCUCACAAUCUUACAGUAUUAAUAUUCCGCUAGCUACAAUCAAAUUAAAAAAUCUAUAUUACCUUAACGUUACAUUUGC
Molecule: messenger RNA, 3094 nt
Organism: Acanthoscelides obtectus
Lineage: Eukaryota; Metazoa; Arthropoda; Insecta; Coleoptera; Chrysomelidae
Source: the annotation of a GenBank genome assembly